AUGUCCGUACGGUCACAAUCAAUCGACAAUUCCUUCGAAACUUCUCGUCCAGCGCUCUCGCUCAUUUUCCAACCAGAUGAUCCAACACGUACAGAUAUCAUCGACGGAAACACCGGUCAACUGUACUACAGCGUUGACACCAUCGAACAACGAAAACAUCAGUUAACCCUGGUACGAAGGGCAGCUAGUCCGAUAGAUAGUCCAUCGACUGUUGGAGAGGAGACCACUGUUGCCUCAUUCGAAUGGCAUAGGUACAGGCCGGAUAUGGUAUCGUUCGUAGACAAUAUCCCAAUUCCCGUCACGAGCUGGCUGAAGAGAAGUCUGAAUCCCUUCAACACGACUGUGUCCUUCAAGGACCAAACCUGGAAAGCAUAUCAAUGGAAGGGGAACUCAGCUGGUCUAUCCUUGACAUUAUACUCCGGCAACAUCGCAUCACCUGUCGCCAAAUUUCACAAACAACACCCCCCUAGCAGCUCUCUGCCACGAGGUUCACCGGCGUCUUUAGUGAUAUACGAUCGUGACAUCGCAAGUUCAACAAGGCUCGAUCAUCUCGUGGCCUCCUUCCUGUACCUUGAGAAAAAACGCAGAGGGAAAGAGGAAGGAGAGUUAUAUCACAACGUUCACCCUCAGGACAAUGGCGACGGCAUGGCGUUGAGCUUAUUAGGAAGGACUUCAACACAGUACGAGUGA
Desarmillaria tabescens is the source of this 690-nucleotide messenger RNA. RefSeq lists its product as uncharacterized. Lineage: Eukaryota; Fungi; Basidiomycota; Agaricomycetes; Agaricales; Physalacriaceae. The transcript has 3 exons. The record is from RefSeq and is a predicted model, not a curated record. The coding region runs from base 1 to 690 and encodes 229 amino acids.